GUGCCUAUAGUGGCUGUGACCACAGCAGGGUGUGGGAUAAGAGCACUCACUGCCAUGUAUGGCAGCAUUUUGGGUCUUCAAAAGUUGCGUGUUUUGGAUUGUGUUUCAUAUAUCAGUGGCUCAUCUGGCACGACAUGGACAAUGACAAAGCUCUAUGAAGAUGCUGAUUGGUCACGCAAGGAUCUUGGAGAAAUAAUUAUCGAAGCUCGGAAGCAAGCUGCCAAGUGCAAGAUGGGAGCUUUUUGCUUGAGAAGUCUGAGGAAUUAUUACAGAGAGCUGAGCCAGAGGACCCAAGCAGGACAUAAAACAUCUUUUAUUGAUCUGUGGGGGCUCAUGAUUGAAUCCAUGUUAAAUGAUGGGAAAUGCCACCACAGACUUUCUGAUCAACGUCGGGCAGUGAAUCAGGGUCAGAACCCCCUGCCCAUCUACCUCGCCCUCAAUGUCAAGGACAAAGUUGCCACCAAAGAUUUUAGAGAGUGGGUGGAGUUCACACCCUACGAGGUGGGCUUCCUGAAGUACGGCGCCUUCAUUCGUGCGGAGGAUUUUGGCAGCGAGUUCUUCAUGGGGCGCCUGAUGAAGAAGCUCCCCGAGUCCCGCAUCUGCUUCAUGCAAGGAAUGUGGAGUAGUAUCUUCUCCAAAAACCUCUUGGAUGCCUGGCAUGCAGCUGACAAUUCAGAGGACUUCUGGCACAGGUGGACUCAAGACAAAGUGACUGAAAUAGAGGAACAACCAGACUUGCCUGAGAAGCCGUAUGAGAUGGCUACAUCCAUGUUCACCCCCACGAGUGGCCUCUCCACGGCUCUACGGGAUAUCCUGACCGACCGCCCUGCUGUCUCCAAGUACCACAACUUCCUGAGGGGCUUCCAGAUGCACAACGAGUACAUCCAGCAGGAGCAUUUCACAAAAUGGAAAGACACUUUGCUAGACAGCUCUCCUAAUGACCUGAGAGACAACUCGGAGCACUUGGAGUUGGUGGAUGCAGCUUUCUUCUUUGAAACGAGCUGCCCACCCCUUAUGAGACCAGAGCGGAAAGUGGACGUCAUCAUACACUUAAACUAUACUGGUGGAUCACAGACCCAGCCCCUGGAGCAGACUUGCAGAUACUUCUCCCAGCAGGGAAUUCCAUUUCCCAGCAUUGCGCUGAAGGACGAUGAGAACAACCUGAAGGAGUGCUACAUGUUUGAUGGGGCAGACACCCCAGGAGCCCCUCUGCUGCUUUACUUUCCAUUAGUAAAUGACACUUUCCAGAGAUACGUAGCACCUGGCAUGUCACGCAGUGCUGCAGAAAUGGAACAGGGCAAGGUUGAUCUCUCCAGUUUCUGCUCUCCAUACUCCACGAGGGAGGUCUCGCUGAAAGCAGAAGAUUUCAACAAGCUCCUGAAGUUGACUAAUUACAACAUCAUGAACAACGAGAACAUGAUUCUCCAGGCCUUGCGCACGGCUGUGGCACGGAAGAAACAAGCCCUGAGCCAGCCAGUGGCACAAGCACAGUCCUCUGCUUGA
This is a messenger RNA of Merops nubicus (carmine bee-eater), 1503 nucleotides long. RefSeq names its product cytosolic phospholipase A2 epsilon-like. Gene Ontology annotation, molecular function: calcium ion binding; calcium-dependent phospholipid binding. The annotation marks the transcript as partial. Gene Ontology annotation, biological process: glycerophospholipid catabolic process. The transcript is spliced from 9 exons. Gene Ontology annotation, cellular component: cytosol. The record is from RefSeq and is a predicted model, not a curated record. Lineage: Eukaryota; Metazoa; Chordata; Aves; Coraciiformes; Meropidae.